AAUAGUUCUCUGCUCAAAAGCCAAAAUACGAAAAAAAUUAAAAGGGAGUUUCUGACGUGGUAUCAUCAGUCGAUUCGAACGUGUAAUACGGUGAAUGUUAAACCGUAGAUAAACCCUAGCUCACCGGCCGUCGAAAGCAUGAAUCAUCUUCUUCUCCGUCUUGUCCGUCCAAAGCCAAAUUACAUUCUGAGGAGCUUCCCUUUCCACUCAACAACCGUACCCCACGACACUCUGCAGCGUCGGGUGGCCAGGGCCGGUGAUCCCUCUGCUUCGAUUCUCAGAGUGCUGGAAGGAUGGCUUGAUGAAGGUAAUCCGGUCAAGACUUCGGAGCUCCACUCCAUCGUCAAGAUGCUCCGCAAGUUCAGCCGCUUCUCCCACGCCCUCCAGAUAUCAGAUUGGAUGAGUGAGCAUAGAGUUCAUGAUAUCUCGGAAGGAGAUAUAGCCAUUCGCCUCGACUUGAUCGCCAAAGUAAAUGGUCUCGGAGAAGCCGAUAAGUUUUUCGAAAAGAUUCCUAUCGAGAGGAGGAACUACCAUCUCUACGGCGCGCUCUUGAACUGCUACGCCAGCAAGAAGGUCUUGCACAAAGCUGACCAACUCUUCCACGAGAUGAAAGACCUCGGCUUCCUCAGAGGCUGCCUUCCCUACAACGUCAUGCUCAACCUCUACAUCAGGUGCGGCAAAUACGCUUUGCUCGAGAAGCUUCUCCGCGAGAUGGACGAUGGGAACGUCAAGCCUGACAUCUUCACGGUCAACACGCGCCUCCACGCCUACUCUCUCGUAUCUGAUGUAGAGGGAAUGGAGAAGUUUCUUACGGGGUGUGAGUCUGACCCUGGACUUGACCUUGACUGGCGGACUUACGCUGAUGCUGCAAACGCCUACAUUAAAGCCGGUUCGACCGGAAAGGCGAUGGAGAUGCUGCGUAGAUCAGAGCAGUUGGUGAAUCCUCAGAAACGAAAGCAUGCCUACGAGGUUCUCAUGUCGUUCUACGGCGCUGCUGGUAAGAAACAAGAGGUCUACCGUCUAUGGACCUUGUACAAGGAGCUUGGUGGGUUCUUCAACACUGGAUACAUAAGCGUGAUCAGCGCGCUCUUUAAGGCGGAAGAUAUCGAGGGUGUUGAGAAGAUUAUGGGAGAGUGGGAAGCUGGACAUUCUCUAUUCGAUGUCCGGAUCCCGCAUUUGUUAAUAACGGGUUAUUGCAAGAACGGGAUGAUGGCAAAAGCAGAGGAGGUAGCAAAGAUGGUGCUCCAGGAGACAAGCACAUGGGAGAGGUUAGCUCUGGGUUACAAGAUGGCGGGGGAGAUGGAGAAGGCGGUGGAGAGAUGGAAGAAGGCAAUAGAGGUGAGCAAGCCAGGGUGGAGACCACACAAGGUUGUGCUGAUGAGCUGUGUGGAUUAUGUGGAGGGUCAAAGAGACAUGGAGGGUUUGAGAAAGAUUCUGAGGCUGCUAAGCGAGCGAGGACACAUUUCUUACGAUCAGCUACUCUAUGAUAUGAAGGAAGCUGGUGGGGGACUGGGUUGGAAGAUAGUCAAUGCAAUGGGAUCAAGUCAGGUUCAAGAUUAAGGAAGCACAAGUUAGAUUGUAGCCAGAACAAAACAUUGGAGUCUUGCUUGAUAGACCAUUUGGAUGCUUAAUUCCAUAUAUUAUGAGUUUUUUCUUUGGGCCUAA
Messenger RNA from Brassica oleracea var. oleracea, 1665 nucleotides. Its product is annotated as pentatricopeptide repeat-containing protein At2g20710, mitochondrial. Gene Ontology annotation, molecular function: protein binding. The record is from RefSeq and is a predicted model, not a curated record. Lineage: Eukaryota; Viridiplantae; Streptophyta; Magnoliopsida; Brassicales; Brassicaceae. The coding region runs from base 139 to 1560 and encodes 473 amino acids. The transcript is spliced from 2 exons. Gene Ontology annotation, cellular component: mitochondrion.